AUGGCAUCUGGUGAUAAAACAAACCCAAGAGUUUACCUCUUUGAAGACGAUUGUGAUAUGAUUUUAGAGCUUGUUCGCUGUCGCCCGACAGAAAGCACAGGCGGAGAUCUGUUUGGUCUGUGGACAAACGACCGUGAACCUGUUCUUCACAUAGUCACUGGUCAGGGAAGAGAAACUGUGAGUUCGCCUCAGGAAGUGUUCUCAUCAAAUAACGCGUCCAACGACUCGAGAAUUGAGGAUCUUGGCGCCAGACUGACAAAUAAGUUUCAAUUGAGUUAUUUAGGAAAAUGGCAGUAUAUGCCUCGUUCAAAGCAAACUGAAGCGGAAAUAAUAGCGACGGUUAGCCAAAACACGCUCUUUAAAUGGAAUGGAAUGAGGGAUUUUCUACUCAUACUGGCAAGUUGUGAUGAUCAGUCUUCAAAAGUGGAACUAAAUCCUUAUUUUCUAUCACGAUUUUCAACUACAAUGAGAGGAGAAAUUGCGAAUGUACUUCCUAGACAUAGUAUAUUCAAAGAAGAUGACGACAUAGCGAGUAUUAUUGACUCCCUCAUCGACAGAGGCAGUUUUUGGGAGGACAACAUAAACAGAGCGGGCUCAGCUACGAAACAGAGAAUAGAAGGGAAUAGAAAGGAAACGGAAGCCCUCGACCAAAGAGAAAGUUAUGAAAAUCAAACAUCGGACAAAAUCACCUCGAAGAGCCCCGAAACCUUUCGCGAAAACAGUGAUCCCUACCUAAAGCUGUAUAUGUUCCAUGAUCACCUGCAAAUGAUUAGGGAUGUUGUUGGUUGUCACCCAGAUGCAGAGGCUGGGGGAUAUUUAUACGGUUUAUGGACAAACGAUGGCGAGCCUGUCUUGCACAGAGUAACCAACAACAAAAACUCAGCCACAGAAAUCGAAAUUUCUUCAGAAGCCCGGUACCUGGAGUGUGUUGGCAGAUGGAAGUACAUGAGUGUUUGCGAAAACAUCAGAAGCGAAAUGAAAAGCCCACAGCCAGAUAAAAGAAGCUCUGUGUUUCUAAUGUUAGAGCGCGAAGAAGACCAGUUUAUGCCGUCAGCUUUCUUUCUAUCCGAUAAAAGUUCUUUCCCAAGAAAAAUGGAAAUUGAAGUCCUCGAUCGAAAAGGAGCCAUGAAAGGAGAGAAAUUUAUUGACAAGGACGACCGAUGUGAAGACACCGAUCACGGUGAAAGACAACCAUGUUGUGACCUGGCAGUCCCUGAUAUUAACAGAUUUGAGAUGGGCUUUGCGUGCAACCCGCGUCAAUUAAAGGUAUACCUUUUCCAAGAAGACUUUGAGAUGAUGAAAGACCUUGUUCUCCGUUACCCUAACGUUGAGACGGGUGGAGAUCUUUUUGGUCUGUGGACAUCUGAUGGCGAUGCAGUGCUUCAUAUGGUACUGGGCCCUGGUGAGAACUGCAAGAGGACAGCAACUUCAUUCUAUCAAGAUAUUCCUUACCUCCAGGAAAAAGGGGAGUUGCUAACUACAAAGUACAUGCUGUGUCACAUUGGGGAAUGGCACUCACAUCAUCAACUGCACCUUUACGAGCCAAGUCAUGGCGACUCGUCCACUGUCAUCAGACAUUAUCCCCACGGGACAUGUGGCUUUCUUCUGAUCAUUGCUAAUAUUUUGCCAGACACUGUUCUUCUGUCGCCUUACCUUUACACAGCAAGAUCACAAUAUGAUUCUUAUCAAAAAGGAAAACUAGUUCUCUUACCUUCUCAGAAUGCCUUCAAAAGAGAUGCAGAAAUUGCUCGAACAAUUAGCAGAGGACGAGAAAAACGGUCAAAUUCCCAAAGUGGCAUGACCCAGUAUUCCCAUCACAGUCGCUUACCUCCGAUACAAAGGACUUCCUCUCAAUUCAACGCUUCAAUAAUAAGCAAAGGAAGAGGACAAUAUUCAAAUUUCCAAAGAGGUAUGGCCCAGAAUCCCCCACAUCAUGGCUUACCUCAGAUAACAGAGACUUCCUCUCAAUUCACUGAAUCACGCAGGGAAUCAAACAAUGACAUUAACGAUGAACCGAUGGAUCAAAGUUAAACUUGACUGAACACAGCCUCUGUGAAACUAAAAAAAUAUGAAUUCACUUGCAACUCUAAAGAACGAUUUCCAAGGACUGCGCUGAGUUGCCCACAAAAUUUGAGUUCGGCGUUGUGUUUUCUAUCAACAAAGCAACUUAGAGAUUUUGUUUUUUAACAGAAUUUUCGCUUUACACUGGUCAUCAUGGAUAGCUGUCCAUCCGCCUGUAUGUCGCGUAUGCUGAACUCAGUUUUAGAAACUGGUCCUUCGACUUCAUAUAGCAUUUCCGAAUGAUGAUAUCUCAAUUUUUUUUGCACAAGUUUUAAAAAAGGGUCAUUAUUAGAGAUACAGUCGAACCUGUAUUUAGCGGCAACGUAUUGAGCGGUCACCUUGUGUUAAGCGGUUAUUCGUCAAAAACCCGUAAUUUUUUCCCGUUAGGUACUUUAAUUUUCACCUCUAUUUAGCGGUCAACCUUAUUAGGCGGUCGUGGUCAUCCUUGACCAAGAGAAUAUCAACAUUUGAUAUUUGAUAUUCUCAUUUGAUAUCUCAUUUGAUAUUCUCUUGCCCUUGACUGAGUCCCAACGGCCUGUUUGUAUUGCCCUCCACCUGUAUUGAACGGUCACUUAGAGCGGAUCCACUCAGAAAAACUAAGAACAAUCUCUAAAGUAAAAUUUAUCCUAUGGUUAUCUCACGGAAUCAAUACUAGUUCUUUGAGUUCACAGUUCCUCAACGCAUUGCAGAUUAUUUUUUUCUUCUUAAUCUUUAGACUGUUAGGACAAAUAUCACGCAAGUCAUUUGCUGGUGAACCUGUAUCAAGCGGUCAACAUAUUUUAAAUGGUCACCACGCCAUUCCCGAUGGGUGACCGCGCUUAAUACAGGUUCGACUGUAGAGAGAAAUAUAAUUUAUUCAAUCCGCCACUCUCUGAUGAAGUUGCGAUUUCCCAGCAGCUCUUUUUACUUGCGAUGGAUAAUGGUUAACUUUGAUAGACCACAGGCUACCCAUCAAGGGUAUAAUGUUUUCGAAAUAUUGGAACAAUGCAAAAAGUCGUGAGAGGAUGCUCCAUGCACUCUUCCCUCCCCCCCACCCCUUCUUUUAUCUUAACAUGGUGUCACCAGACCAUAAUUAAGUCUCUGUCAGAUAGAACAAAGCAGUAGAUUUAUUGUUGUUUAAUCGUGUUUUUGUUCCAUUCUACCGGAUCAUCCAACAAAUGAAAGCUAUUCUGUAAAGGAACAAUCACAACCAAAUCGUGUACAAAUUAAAUCCCUUCCCAUAGCCGCUGGUAUCCAGGAACAAUUUUUCAGGAAGGGAAACGGGGCAGGACGGGUAAUAUAAAAGCGUUUGAUUCUGGCACGCAAAUAAUUAGGGAAGCUGUUUCUUAGGUCAGAAAUAUAGAGAAUCGUUAUGAGUUGAAAGGUAUGAAUAAUUUACAUUUUUUUAAUAUUGACUAACUCAGGAGGAUUAUGAGAACGUUGUAAGGUGAUUGUAUGGAUUUCCUCUCCCAAUGGUACCUCAGUACCCUGCUACAAUUAAUAAACAAUCAUAACCGGAUCACGGAAUCGUGUGUUAUUAGAAUUGACCAAGGUCGCGAACUAUUAAAACAACAACAACAACAACAACAACCAAUCAAUGUCUCGCAAAAUCACGAUUGAUGCGUUGUUUAGAGGAAAACUAUUUCUGGACAUGUCUUACAGCAAUAUUUUGAAAGCAGUACGUAAUUUCCACGACCAAUAAUUAAGCUAAAGCUAUCCUUCAUUUCUCAGGAAAAGUGAAUAAUUCGUAAACUCGACCGUCUGUCAAUAGACUAUUAAUUCACAGCAAAUCAUUUCUUCGAUGUGACAUACAUUGAAAAUAUUUCAGUUAUAUGCUACUCCCUAAUCGUUUCCGGGAAACACAGCUUUUGGCCGUUGAAUAAAAGUUUUAAGACAUUUGAAAAUGAGGGGAAAAUGAGGGGAAAAAUUAAAGCACCUGAGUAAGGAACUACAAUUGAUGCCCAUCGUUCUAAGUGGCAAAAUUUUAGAACAGACCCACAGUUCUGAAUAGUAAACAACAAAGCUAGCACCACACACAGAAAAAAAAACAAGUUCUUGAGCGGUGUCUACUCGGGUAUUUUAAAAAUACUCUUAAAAGCAGUACGUAAAUUGUGUCCUUUGUCACAUACUCUGUCACAUGCGCUGCCUCUGUGCCCUAUGAAGCAGUAAACAUUGAGCUCCUCGCCAAAUGUUAAGAUGUCAAGGGCGCACAAAAUCUGUAUCAUUCAAUUGAGACCUGUGUAGUGUAGAAGGAAAUCCAAUGGAAGAAUCCACCAGACCCAGGCUUGUAAAUCCCGCUAAAAACAUUCCUAUCAUUUCUCGUCCUAGCCUCUGCCGUCAUGACAACUUUUAACUUCCCUGCAUCAUCCAUUGUAACUUCAUAGUCAGGAAAGUUUUCGGGAUUCGCAAAGUAAACUGCGAGAGUGGGUACUUGAGAUGCCAUCCUGCAAGUUUAGGUCUAGAAUGAUCGAGCUUCCCUGAUGGCCAGUGGCUGAUACACUAUAGAACUGUAAACAACGUUAAGUCCUUGUUAGAAGACAUCCAUGGCGUGACUUCGACGAGAAAUCUCUCUCUGAUUGGAUUACUUUUUAAAAUGUUGACGUCACCCAACCUCUUUCUCAGAAAUGCAGGAAGGUCAGACCUCACAUACAAGUCUCAUUGAAAUGCUCUUUCCAAAGAAAGCAAAAUAAGAAAACAAAAUAAGCUGUCACCAAAAGACAAACUGUUUGGAAGAUUUGCUAAUGAACGCAAAGAAUACCUCGGCAUAUUUGUUUUUUUUUUUUUUUUUCCAAAGCUGUCCCUCAGAAAGGGUAAGCUUAACUGAAAUUAAAUUCAUAAACAUUGUUCAGUUUCAGACAAUUCAGAUUUACAGAUUUGUUCUGUCCAAUAUACCGAAUGAUGCGUAAUUCGAAACGUCUCAAUGGCUCGAUAGUGUCUAUCAGAGAAGGUCAUUUAAUAAUCAAGUCGGAGAAACAGCUGCGAAGAAGACAAAACUACCUAUACCAUGUAAGCCUCACCGCAAUAACGAAAUAUUUAACUUUAAAUCUAAAUUCUUAAGCCUUUAUUUGUGACCUUUAAUGACUAAAUCUGUUAAUUCAGUGUGACUAACGAUUUUAAAACCCGUACCUUGUUGAGGAUAAAUGCUGACUCACUUAAAAGGACUUUCCUUCCCCUUUCAACCCAGAUAUUACAAACAGGCUAUAUCGACCUUUCAACGAAAAUCAGGCCGCGGUAAGUUGUCAGACAUGCAAGAGUUGAAUGUCACGACACCGAUUGAAAUGGAUGUAUGACUAACGUGACAAAGGAAGUCGUUGAUCCUUUCAGUCAACUGGUUUUAUAAACAACCAAUGACAUUUCGACUUCGAAACGAGUUUCGAAAACAGAAUUCUUAAUGACUCUCGUAGUUACAAACGAAAUUUGAGUUAUGAAAGAUGUACUGACGGAUUUUUAAUGAAAAGUCACUAAUAACUGUCACAAUCUUGAAAAUAAUUAAUAAACUUCCUUAAAUUUCAUGGCUUAAUUGAAAUUAAUUCUAUUGAAAGUGGAUUUCGGACCACGGGACCAGAUUCAUUGACAUGCAAUUAGCAUCCGAAAUUCCCAGAAAUCCACUGACACGUUGCGCAUGAGUAAAGAGCUUGCUAAAAAGAAAUCUUGCUGUAAACAACGCUUUCUGGCGUUCUAUCUGACUCCGUAUUUUAGUCUUCUCCUUCUUUAAACAGGUAUGGCUGCUUCUAAGGAGAAGCUUUAUAUUUUCCAGCGGGAAGAUGUUUUCAUCAAGAGUCUUAUUCUUUCUAAUACCGAGCAAGAGGCUAGUGGAAAUCUGUUUGGUUUGUGGACUACCGAUGGCGAACCUGUGAUCCACAUUGUUUCAAUAGAGCAUUCCUGCGAAGUUGAAAAGGAUCCUUCGCUUUCGCAUAUCGGUAAUUGGUAUUAUGGCCAUUCUUCAAAGUAUUUUAGAUCAGGAAGGAGUCAGAAAGACGUCGCAAAUUGCAGCCAUAGAACAGAGGGAAGAUUUCUUCAAAUGAAAAUUAUUAUCGACCGUUCAGGACAAGAAGUCACGCUUCAGCCAUAUAUCGUCAACUUACAGAGAGGUCGUCCAAGAGGCCUUGACGUUGAAGUUCUGAAAACUGAAAACCUAUUUAGGACCAUCAAUACACGCAGUCGUUUGGAGGGCAGUUUUGAGAGGGAAGAAGAAAUGGAAUGGUCUCCCUCCGGAGAUUACCCAGGCUCUACAUACCCCCAAAAAGGUCCCGAUGGAGAAAAUUAUCACGCAAGUGGAGCUGUUCAAAGGCAUUUGGAAGAAGAGAGGCUUCGAAGCAAUGAUGAAUAUCUAUCAGGUACACGGCGGAGAAGCAGGCUGUCUCCUUCUGGCUACCAGCGGUACACAUCUAAUGAUUUCAAGGUGUUUAUGUUUAAAGAAGAUAUCGAGAGGAUGGAAAAGUAUAUUCGUGCAUACCCUCAUCAAGAGACUGGAGGAGAUCUGUUUGGUUUGUGGACCUCCAGUGGUGACGCGGUUAUACAUGUUGUUCUGGGACCAGGUAAGAACUGCAAACGGACUGGCACCUCAUUUUAUCAAGAUAUUCCCUAUCUGCAUAGAAAUGGCAACCUUCUUACUCAAGACUACUUGUUGUGCCACAUUGGAGAAUGGCACUCUCAUCAUCAGCUGCAACUUUUCCAACCAAGCCAAGGCGACUCGACGACUGUGAUAAGACACUACCCUAGAGGGACACACGGCUUUCUACUGAUCAUUGGCAACAUCGAGCGAUCUGGUUCUGUGAUACUGUCACCGUAUCUUUACACAGAGAGAUCCAUAUAUAGCUUUGAUAGAAAGGGGACAUUAGAACAUCUCCGCAUUGAAAGUCCCUUCAGCAAAAUCGAGAAGAUAAAAAAAAGCAUGAAGGAAGGAAGACAA
Molecule: messenger RNA, 6952 nt
Organism: Pocillopora meandrina
Lineage: Eukaryota; Metazoa; Cnidaria; Anthozoa; Scleractinia; Pocilloporidae
Source: the annotation of a GenBank genome assembly